UGUGCACGAGCUCCAGGAUAUGUUUUCAGAUGAAAGUGAAUGGAAUUUAGCAGAUGUAAAUUAUCUUCUUGGAAUUCUGAAUCAAAAGAAACAAAGACUCGAAGCAGAUAGCAAUGCUGCCCAAAAUGAACUUCUYUACAAUUUCUUAAUUCAAGUCAAGCGUCAUAAGCAAGAACAACUUGAUCAGUUAACACAAGAAAUCAAACUCAUAGAUGAAGAUAUGCACAAAGUCAAGGGAAUGAUUGAUGACCAUGAACGCAACUACCUGAUGUUACCUGGUUUAUCAAACUCUGACAAGUUUUUGCUUGGAGAAGUGGACCAUGCUGUACCAACUACACCAACAGCCAAAAAUGCACCUAUUGCUGUUGGUGCUGAUGUGGAUCAAGCCACUAGCUCUGUUGAAUUAUCUGUUCCUGAGAAAACAUCUGAAGAUACUCCUCAAGAUGGUUUUAAUGGCAGUCAACAUGGUGCAAAGACAUUAUGGUGUAGUACAAGUUUAGCUGCAAGAAGAAAAAGAAUCCACCAACACUUUGAUGAUCUUGAGAAGUGUUAYUUUGCRAUGAGACAAGGCGAUAUAUCAACAAGCGACAAGUCACAUGAUGCUCUGGAGCAGUUCACAGAAAGUCUUGCUAAGUUUACUAAGUUCAGUGGUUUUCGACCUUUGGCAACAUUGAGUUAUGCCAGUGAUAUUUACAAUGGCUCUAGCAUUGUAUCAAGGUAAU
This is a messenger RNA of Exaiptasia diaphana, 722 nucleotides long. RefSeq names its product E3 ubiquitin-protein ligase COP1. Gene Ontology annotation, biological process: proteasome-mediated ubiquitin-dependent protein catabolic process. The transcript has 9 exons. The record is from RefSeq and is a predicted model, not a curated record. Bases 20 to 721 code for a protein of 233 amino acids. NCBI's taxonomy places the organism in Eukaryota, Metazoa, Cnidaria, Anthozoa, Actiniaria, Aiptasiidae. Gene Ontology annotation, molecular function: ubiquitin protein ligase activity.